AUGCGGGCGUUAAAGUUGGCGCUGGAGUCAUCGAAGCUGGCGCUGGCAAGGAGCAGCCAAGCAAUUGAGAAACCCGACAACAACAACAACAAGGAGAACUGCAAGCUACAAGGUGCACCCACUAAUUAUAUAGCACGUCGCACCUGGAUAACAACGGACCGCAUGAACGAGCUGAGACGCAAAGCUCAGGAGGCGGCGAAGCAGAAUAAGAUCUUCACCAUACGCGGCUGCUUUCACUCGGUGCGUAAUGCUCUGCUCGCCCGAGGCUGGGUCGAGAAGUUGGAUGUGCAUCGUAAGGUGCUGCCCUUGGGUCAGAUGACCUUCGAGGAUCUGACGCAGCGUCUGCCCAAGCGCAAGGCAGGUGAGACGAGGCGUCAGUAUGUGCUCAAAUGCGAACGGAAUAUCAUGUCGAGAUUUCUGGAGCAUAUGCCAGUGGAUUUCCUCUGGACGAACCGUAAGGAGAAAUGCGAUUAUAUUGAUCAGGCCAAGAAUCCAGGCAUGGCCAUCAAUAAGUUCCAUCGUGCUCCGUUUACCUCGAAGGAGGGCUUGUGCAGUCAGCUGAGAGAUUUCCAUUGGUUCUUCGAGGAGGGCAUGGCCGAGAUGUACUUUCCGCGCUGCUACAAUGUCUGGAGUCCCGAGGAGCUGGGCGAAUUUGUAGACAACUUCAAGCUGACGGCCUGUGUGGCCUACUUGCGUGCCAUGUUGUGCAAGUACCAUAAGCAGGGCUCCGAUUCGGUAUUCUCGCCCAGCGGCAAGAUACCCUAUUCCUCCAUAGACUUCGCCUACAAGCGGCUGGUCGACUACAUCGACAGCUGCCAGCACAACGAUAUCGACUAUGAGGAUCCGCCCAAGAUAUGGGAGCACGACUGGGAUGCAUUCCUCUAUCAGCAUCAGCAGCUGGUCAACGAGGAUGCACGCAUCCAGCACGAUGGACAGCGCACGCUCGAGCACAUGGUCAAGAGCUGCAUCACUCUGGUCGAGAAGAUGAAGGUGCACUGGCCACAGUACAGCCUGGAUGGCUAUCAGAACUUGUGGAUCGUCAAGCCGGCCAAUAAGUGCCGAGGGCGUGGCAUACUCCUCAUGGAUAAUCUAAAGAAGAUCUUGGGCGUUGUGAAUCCAUCGAUAGCCUCCAAGAGUCGUUACGUCGUGCAGAAGUAUAUAGAACGCCCUCUUAUAGUCUUCCAAACCAAGUUCGAUAUACGCCAAUGGUUUCUGAUAACCAACACUCAGCCCCUGGUGGUCUGGUUCUAUCGGGAGAGCUAUCUGCGUUUCAGUUCGCAGGAAUACAGCCUGAGCAAUCACCACGAAUCGGUGCAUCUCACCAACUAUGCGAUACAGAAGAAGUAUACGAAUGGCAAGCGGGACAAGCGGCUGCCCAGCGAAAAUAUGUGGGAUUGUUAUUCGUUCCAGGCCUAUCUCAGGCAGAUCGGUAAAUCGAAUAUGUGGCUAGAUCGCAUAUAUCCGGGCAUGCGUAAGGCCAUUGUGGGCACUAUGUUGGCAUCGCAGGAGAACAUGGAUCGCAGGCCCAAUACCUUCGAACUAUUUGGCGCCGAUUUUAUGAUAUGCGAGAAUUUCUAUCCCUGGCUCAUAGAAAUCAAUUCAAGUCCAGAUCUGGGAGCGACGACCAGCGUGACAGCUCGCAUGUGUCCCAAGUGUUUGGAGGAUGUGGUCAAGGUUGUUAUCGACCGCCGCCUGGAUCCGAAGUCUGAUAUGGGCAACUUUGAGCUCGCCUAUCGCCAGGUGGUGCCGCCCACGCCCGCCUACAUGGGGCUGAAUCUGUUCGUCAAGGGCAAGCAGCUGCUGCAUAAGGCGAAUCAUGGCCAUGGCCAUUAUUACUAUCAGCAGCAGCGCAAGGAGCGCAGCUUGGCCACCAGCAGCGUCUUUCGGCAACGCUCCGCCAUUGUGCCAGCUGCCACGAUAUCGCGCAUUCACCGUGCCAUGCCCACCUUCAAUGCCACGGAGUAUAUGGAGAAGUAUAUGGUGGAGCCAUUGAGCAGCAGUCGCAGCAGCAUUAGCAGCACGCAGCCAGCAAGCAAUGUCAAAUCUACAACAGCAACAACAACAACUGCAGCAGUUGGCAUUGCUACACCCUGUCCGUAUCUGCUUAAGCAAGCGGGUCGCUCCAUUACGCAACUGCUAAGCGUCACCCACAAGCGCAAUGGCACCAUGGGCGUUGGGGCUGGUGCCGAGGCAGCUGCCAGCACCGCUUUGCCGCCGAAGCGCCAGCGCAGCUGCGGUCCACGCUUUGUCAAUCAGCAGCUGGAGGUGACGGAUAAAAAGUUCAAGAUACUCAUCAAGAACUAUGCCAAUCAGGCUGCUGAUAAUCUGCUCGAGAAACAGGAGCCUCCCAGUGCGCCGGCCACAGCUCCAGUCAUGGGCGAGCGCAAAUGGCGCAGUUUGCGCAACAUCAACAACAACAACAACAACAACGGCAACAGCAGCACCUGCAACAGCAACACUGCCACGAGCUGCUCCCGGCUCAGAGCUGCUCCCAAUUUGCUCGACAGCAAUUGCUCGCGUCGCUUUGCCCGCGCCAAAUCAGAAAUCGAAAGUUCGGCCAGCCUGCAUGCCAUCGGACGCACCUUUGGUCGCCGUUCGUAUGGACCACGGCUGCCCAUUAGCAUCUCGGUGCAGGCUCUGCAUCGCGGCGAGCCCAUUGUGACCGCCAUGAAGCAGGCCUCCAGCGAGCAGCUGCAGCUGCAACUCACCCAAACCCAAUCCCAAUCCCAUUCACAGUCCCAAGCCCACACCACGCCUCCCAUCAGUCCACGCAACGUUACACUGGCCAACAAACUAACGGUGCCAGCGCUGCCCACUUGUUGAACCACCACUGCCAUCACCUCAUCACUUUCACCCACCCACUGAAGCAUUGUCCAUGAAAACGUCUAUCCAAAUAUCUUGGGAAUUCUUUUUUGAA
This is a messenger RNA of Drosophila hydei, 2917 nucleotides long. RefSeq names its product tubulin glycylase 3A (gene TTLL3A). Gene Ontology annotation, molecular function: protein-glycine ligase activity, initiating. The record is from RefSeq and is a predicted model, not a curated record. Bases 1 to 2823 code for a protein of 940 amino acids. NCBI's taxonomy places the organism in Eukaryota, Metazoa, Arthropoda, Insecta, Diptera, Drosophilidae. Gene Ontology annotation, biological process: cilium assembly; cilium movement; protein polyglycylation. The transcript has 4 exons. Gene Ontology annotation, cellular component: cilium.